AUGGAGAAUAAAGGAACCAUGGUUGGCCCGAAAGGCCUUGUUAGAAAGCAUGAACUUGUACGAAUCAUAGUCCAAUGUUUAUAUUCACUGGGCUACAGUAGGUCUGCCUCCUGUUUGGAAACAGAGUCUUGCAUCACACGCAAGUCCUCUGAAUUUGAAGCACUCGAAUCACAAAUUCUGACUGCGAAUUGGGAUGAUUGCACCAGAAGUCUCAAUAAAAUGGACGCCUUGGCUGAUGAGAUAAGAUCGUCAGCACUGUUCAUUGUUCUCGAACAGUGCCUGUUGGAAUGCUUGAAUUCUGGGCACAUCUCUGUCGCAUUGGACUUACUACGAAGAAAGUUUUCAGCUUUGAAGAUCGGCAAAGAAAAGCUUCACGAGCUUUCCUAUGGAUUGAUUUCACUGAAGGGGUGGGGUUGUACGGAUUCUGAUGGUGUGCUUGAGCUGCGAGAAAGACUGAUCUUGAAGCUGAAAAAAAUUUUACCCCCACCAAUUACACUGCCUGAGAGAAGGCUGGAACAUUUGAUCGAGAUGGUUGUGUGCGCUCAGAUUGAGAGCUGUAUGUACCACAGUUCAUCUGAUGCGGUGUCGUUGUAUAGGGAUCACCAUUGCGAUCGAAGUCAGUUUCCAACAGAGACUAUUCAGAUAUUGACUUGUCAUCAGAAUGAAGUGUGGUUCAUUCAGUUUUCCAACAAUGGAGAGUAUUUGGCAUCAUCAUCAAGUGAUUGCACAGCCAUCAUAUGGGAAGUGCAGCAUGAUAACAAGGCAACCUUAAAGCACACGCUACGCAGCCACAAAAAACCCAUCUCGUUCGUGUCCUGGAGUCCGGAUGACAGCAUGCUCCUCACGUGUGGCAACAUGGAGGUCCUCAAGCUGUGGGACGUCCAAUCGGGCGCCUGCCGCCACACAUUCGGCACUGACGGAUUCACCGUAAGCUCAUGCGCCUGGUUCCCCGACUCCCGCCGGCUCGUCUGUGGCAGCUCUGAACCAAAGAAGGGAAUCCGCAUGUGGGACUGUGAUGGCCAUGAGAUCCGGGCCUGGAAGGGUUCCCGCAUGCCCAAGGUGCUCGAUCUAGCCAUUACCCCUAAUGGGGAAAAUCUCAUAAGCAUAUUUUCCGAUAAGGAGAUUCGGAUAAUGAAUGUUGGGACGGGUGCUGAGCGCGUGAUUCCCGAGGAGCACUCGAUCACGUCCCUAUCAGUGUCGGGGGACAGUGAGUUUUUGAUUGUCAGCCUUAAUAGUCAGGAGAUUCACUUGUGGGGUGUUGGAGGGGGGUCGGUGGGCCCCGUGAUGUAUAAAGGCCACAGGCAGAAGAAAUAUGUCAUACGCUCGUGCUUUGGUGGGCUGAACAGUAUGUUCAUUGCUAGUGGCAGUGAGGAUUCCAAGGUUUACAUAUGGAACCGCCGAUGCUCUGAUCCGAUUGAGAUCUUGUCUGGUCACUCGAUGACUGUAAAUUGUGUCAGCUGGAACCCAAAACGACCCCAGAUGUUAGCUUCGGCUAGUGAUGAUAAUACAGUACGAAUAUGGGGACCGAGCUGUGGAACACAAAUGGGAAAAUGA
Molecule: messenger RNA, 1554 nt
Organism: Striga hermonthica
Lineage: Eukaryota; Viridiplantae; Streptophyta; Magnoliopsida; Lamiales; Orobanchaceae
Source: the annotation of a GenBank genome assembly